AUGAACCCCUUUCACGAUAAGAUCAGCCCUGGCGACAGGGGGUCGAUCACGACCAACAACAUCGAGUUGACGGAGUCGCCCUCUCCGUCCUACAUAACAGAGACGAGGGGCGGACGAGAACGAGAUCUUGCGCCAGGCGAAACCAGUCGCGUCCGAGACGAGUCAACGAACCCUCUCAUGAAGUCAAUCAGCACCACGUCUGUCACCAAUGUGCCAGAGGAGGAAAAGGACCUGCCUCUGGGCCAGGCCAUUCGCCAGUACCCCAAGGUCGUAGCGUACUGCCUGUCCCUGACAAUCGUCGUCAUCGGAUGGGGUUACGCGUUGGUGAUUGUCGGCUCCAUCGUCGCCGUCGAGCCCUUCCAGCACGAUUAUGGAGAACUUUACAAGGACAAAUGGAUCAUUCCAUCACUCUGGGUGUCGCUAUGGUCGGCCGCGAUUCCCCUCGGCAUGGCCAUCGGCUCCGUCUUUGCAGGAUGGUAUCAGGAUCGCAUCGGGCGCAUUUGGAGCUUACGGACAGGUGCUAUCAUUUGCGCUGUUGGCGUCGCAGGCAUUUUCUUCUCUUACCUCCCCGCGGAUAUCGAGACCAUGCGCGCCCUCUUCUUCGCCGGCAAGACGGUUCAAGGAAUUGCCAUUGGAAUACUCAAAGUCACCGCAAUGACGUACAUCUCCGAGACAGCGCCGACGUCUCUGCGCGCCUCGGUCAUGGGCUUGGUGCCGACGGGAAAUCUCUUGGGUCAACUGCUGGGAUCGAUUGUCGUCUUCCUCGUCAACAAAGCACCUAACAGGACCGGAUACCUCGUCGCCUUUGGGUCCCAAUGGCUUCUCGCAGUUGUUCCUUUUAUCCUCUCGGUCAUCAUCCCCGAAAGUCCCGCAUAUCUCGAAGAACGCGGGCAGUCCGAUAGAGCUCUCGAGUCCUCACGCAAACUCUACGCACCUAGAGUGGAUGCAUUGAAGGUCCUAGAGAAGGUUCGGGCUAGCAUUGCGGAAGAGAAGGAGGCUACAUCGGGAGCGACGUACUUGACCUGCUUCCAGGGCGUCAAUACUCGACGAACAAUGAUUGUCAUCAUGGCCAACUUGCUCCCAGCGAUGUUUGGCCUCGACCUGAUUGCCAAGUCAAGCUACUUCUUGCAGACCAUCGGCAUGAAGUCGAGCACCAGUCUCAUGAUCCUGAUCGGUGGCAUCGUUGCUGGCACAUUCGCAAAUGGCGUUGGCCUGUGGGUUCUAUCGAGAGUUGGACGUAGAAAGGUCACACUGAUCUCCAUGUCAAUCUCCACUGUUCUCUGGAUUGCUGUAGGUAUCUCUGGCAUAUGGAGAGGACCUGCAGUCGCGUAUUUCACCGCCGGAGGGUGCAUCGCCAUCAUCAUUGUUUGUGGUAUGGGCGCGUGGCCUGCCGGCUACGCGAUCAUGGGCGAAACGAGCUCGUUGAGGUUGAGAGCAAAGACACAGGGUAUCGGCGGCGUUGCUCAGCAAGGGUCGUCUGUGUUAAUCAACUUCCUUCUUCCUCUCGCCUACAAUCCGGACGCCGGAAACUGGGGAGGAAAGACGGGCUUUAUUUACGUCGGAUUGUGUGCUUUAGGAGUCUUGCUUUCUUGGUUCUUCUUGCCAGAGAUGAAGGGACGAAGCGUGAUGGAGAUUGACCAUAUGUUUAAUAUCAAGCUGCCCGCGCGGCAGUUCAAGAAGUGGAGAGGUGAUGUCGAGUCAAAGUAG
Messenger RNA from Colletotrichum paranaense, 1707 nucleotides. RefSeq lists its product as uncharacterized. Gene Ontology annotation, molecular function: carbohydrate:proton symporter activity. The coding region runs from base 1 to 1707 and encodes 568 amino acids. Gene Ontology annotation, cellular component: membrane. Gene Ontology annotation, biological process: carbohydrate transport; transmembrane transport. The record is from RefSeq and is a predicted model, not a curated record. The transcript has a single exon. NCBI's taxonomy places the organism in Eukaryota, Fungi, Ascomycota, Sordariomycetes, Glomerellales, Glomerellaceae.